AUGCCGGCGUUUGCGAGGUAUUUCGUGAUUAAGAGUUAUAGUGAGGAUGAUAUUCACAAGUCACUCAAAUACGGAAUUUGGGCCAGUACGGAAAUUGGGAGUAAACGUCUCGACCGCGCUUUCAGGGAAAGUUCGGAUCAAGGACCCAUCUACCUUUUCUUCAGUGUCAACGCUAGCGGCAUGUUCUGCGGUGUUGCACAGAUGGUCACGCCUGUUGAUCAUCGUGCCUCAAGUGGGAUUUGGGCCCAGGACAAAUGGAGGGGCCACUUUGGUAUUCGUUGGAUUUUCGUGAAGGACAUCCUCAAUGUCGUAUUGAAACACAUCCGUGUCUGCAACAACGACAACAAACCCGUCACCAACAGCCGUGACACACAGGAGUUAGAGGCAUAUGCCGGAAGGGAAGUCUUGAGGACUUUCGCCCUGUUCCAGGAGAAGACCGGAAUCUUGGGUGACUGGCGCGCUCAUGUGUUGAGGCAGAGGAGGGCGAGUGCUGCAAGUGUGAGUGCAAGUGCAAGUGGAGGGAUACAAGGAGGAUUCUGA
This is a messenger RNA of Saitoella complicata NRRL Y-17804, 540 nucleotides long. RefSeq names its product YTH-domain-containing protein. Gene Ontology annotation, biological process: mRNA destabilization. Bases 1 to 540 code for a protein of 179 amino acids. The transcript has 4 exons. NCBI's taxonomy places the organism in Eukaryota, Fungi, Ascomycota, Saitoellomycetes, Saitoellales, Saitoellaceae. Gene Ontology annotation, molecular function: N6-methyladenosine-containing RNA reader activity; mRNA binding. The record is from RefSeq and is a predicted model, not a curated record. Gene Ontology annotation, cellular component: cytoplasm.